UUUGUGGUCUCCUCCUGGUCUCCUCCUGGUCUCCUCUUGUUCUCCUGCUGGUCUCCUCUUGUUCUCCUGCUGGUCUCCUCCUGGUCUCCUCCUGGUCCUCCAGUCUCUCUACCCCCUCUUUGUGAUUUUCUAGCCGCUCAGAUGUACCGUGCUCCGGUCAGACCUCCGCGAAGUCCCGGAGCUCCGCGGCCGGCUGGAAGGUUUCCGUCUCCGCCGUCUUGCUGGAGUUUCGCCGGUGCUCGCUCCCCGUACGGAGGCUCCGGACACUGCGGAGGAUCCCCUCGGGGCGGCCCCAUUUACUCCCCUCGUUGUCCGGUCUACUCCCCCGGUUCUGUCCGAGGAUACAGGGACGCUUCUCCGUCCGGAUUUGGCAACCGGCCCCGGGGGUUGGGAGACUCUCCAGCCGGGUUCGGCAACGGCUCCCGGGCGUUCGGAGGACAGAUGCGGCGUAGGGGGGGCGGUUUCCGGCGGCCCCAGUCCUUUAGUCCGUCUUCAGCUCAGAACUUCCAGCAUGGAUCUUCAGACUCUUCAGUGGAGAAAUAUUUCAGCCCAUCGAUGCUGCAGGAUCCUUGGGCAGCAUUGCAGCCAGUCGCAGCUGCGGACAGGCGGACAACCUGACAGGAAA
Larimichthys crocea (large yellow croaker) is the source of this 625-nucleotide messenger RNA. RefSeq names its product M-phase specific PLK1 interacting protein (gene mplkip). Bases 142 to 618 code for a protein of 158 amino acids. The record is from RefSeq and is a predicted model, not a curated record. Lineage: Eukaryota; Metazoa; Chordata; Actinopteri; Sciaenidae. The transcript has 2 exons.